Protobothrops mucrosquamatus (brown spotted pit viper) is the source of this 1829-nucleotide messenger RNA. It is a transcript of the gene SMYD2, whose product is annotated as SET and MYND domain containing 2. Gene Ontology annotation, molecular function: protein-lysine N-methyltransferase activity; histone methyltransferase activity; protein binding. The transcript is spliced from 12 exons. Lineage: Eukaryota; Metazoa; Chordata; Lepidosauria; Squamata; Viperidae. Gene Ontology annotation, cellular component: nucleus. The record is from RefSeq and is a predicted model, not a curated record. Bases 161 to 1471 code for a protein of 436 amino acids.
CAGGGAGCCGGCGGGCUGCCGCCGUUCAUGCCCAUGUAUGUGCCGCGGUGGCUGACUCGCCGGAGCCGGUCGCUGCGGGAGCCGGUGCUCCAUUAAUAGCCCCGCGACGCGCCAUCCUCCCGGAGCCGCGUUACUUGAAGGCAGCGGCGCCCCUGGAGUCAUGCGCGCCGCGGCCCCUUCCCAGAUGGAGGGGCUCAAGAAGUUCCAGAGCCCCGGGAAGGGCCGGGGCCUGCGGGCGCUCCGCCGCUUCGUCAUUGGGGAGCAGCUCUUCUCUUGCCCGGCCUUCACUUGCGUGCUGACCGUCAACGAGAGGGGCAACCAUUGCGAAUGCUGCUUUGCCAGGAAAGAAGGAUUGUCCCGUUGUGGAAAAUGCAAGCAGGCUUUUUACUGCAAUGUAGAAUGCCAGAAACAGGAUUGGCCAUUGCACAAAUUGGAGUGUUCUGCCAUGUGCGUAUUUGGACAGAACUGGAAUCCCUCUGAGACAGUCAGACUCACAGCAAGGAUUCUUGCCAAACAGAAAACACACCCGGAAAGGACUGAGUCAGAGAAACUCCUUUCUAUAAAAGAAUUUGAAUCCCAUCUUGAUAAGCUUGACAAUGAAAAGAAGGAGCUGAUUCAAAAUGAUAUCUCUGCUCUUCAUCACUUUUAUUCAAAGCACAUAGAAUACCCCGACAAUGAAGCUCUGGUGGUACUUUUUGGACAGGUUAACUGCAAUGGCUUCACAAUUGAAGAUGAAGAACUUUCACACUUGGGAUCAGCAAUAUUUCCUGAUGUGGCACUUAUGAACCAUAGUUGUUGCCCCAAUGUGAUUGUUACCUAUAAAGGGACCGUGGCUGAAGUCAGAGCAGUUCAAGAGAUUGAAGCAGGAGAUGAGAUUUUUACCAGUUACAUUGACUUAUUGUAUCCAACAGAAGAUAGGAAUGAUCGAUUAAGAGAUUCCUAUUUUUUUACCUGUGAUUGCAGGGAAUGUUUUACAAAAGAAAAGGACAAAGAUAAACUGGAAAUCCGUAAACUGAAUGAGCCUCUGUCAGCGGAGGCUGUGCGAGAUAUGAUCAGAUAUGCCAGAAAUGUGAUUGAGGAAUUCAGGAGGGCCAAACAUUACAAAUCCCCAGGUGAACUGCAGGAGAUUUGUGAGCUCAGUCUGGACAAGAUGGGUUCCAUGUUUGCAGAGAGUAAUGUUUACAUGUUGCAUAUGAUGUAUCAGGCCAUGGGAGUUUGUCUGUACAUACAAGACUGGGAGGGUGCUUUGCGCUACGGGCAGAAGAUUAUUAAGCCAUAUAGUAAGCACUAUCCUUCUUACUCCCUCAAUGUGGCAUCCAUGUGGCUAAAAUUGGGAAGACUUUACAUGGGCUUGGAAAACAGACCAGCUGGUGUUAAGGCUCUCAAAAAGGCAAUCGCUAUCAUGGAGAUAGCGCAUGGGAAAGAUCAUCCAUACGUUAUAGAGAUCAAAAAGGAAUUAGAGACCCACUGAGUCUUUGAAUCUAUGUAAUCCUUCAACCUUUCUUUAAAAGCCUUGCUAUGGAAACUUCAGGAGUGCUUUGAAAAUUGACGUGGAAUGAAAGCUUUUCUGUAAAAUAAUUGGAAUGACAAACAUGUGGUUCAUUUGGGCCUUGCCUCUUCCAUUCUCUGAGGUCUAUGUGAAAUAUUUUGAGCCUUGAUAAAUUAAUUCUGAAUGCCUUUUUCUCCCUAAGAAAAUGCCAUGGUUUCACACAGCUAAUGCCUUUGAUUGAUCAUGUGCAAAAAUGACCAGUUCUUUUCUCAGCUGAUUUUAAUGUAUUGUAUCUUAUGCAAAACAACUAAUUAAAUUUGGACAACACUGCUUGACCCGA